GAGAGAGAGAGAGAGUAGGCUAAGCCAUAAUGAGUGUUACUACGCUCGCAGUGUAAAUCAGUUUCACGGCACGAAGAGAGAUCAGCCUUCCCCUGCACGAGAAACAGACUACUAGGGAUUUUAAAUCCCCAUGCGUGGAGUUGAACACUAUUAUCUCCAGUCGGUCAUUACUUGAUCAUUUACUUUUAAAAUGUCCAAACGAUAGACGCUGUAGCACUCUUUGGAAAUUUCUUUUCCGAGGAUAUUUCUCUCAGUGUUCCCGGAGCCAUGGCGGUGGAGGGGCGGCCGGAGCUGGUCGGUAAACGGUUCCUGUGUGUGAGCGGUGAGGAGCCGCUGGGACGCGGGGAGAUCGCACGCUGUGGCUGGCGAGCUGGGGUCAUUCGUGCUGUCACAAGCCGAGACAUCGACACUCCGGACUUUUCGGUCUGUGUGGAGUUUGACCACGAGGAGUGGGAGAAGCGGCAGUGGAUCCGGGUCUUUGAGGACUUCCAGAUCUUUCUGCUGGAGCAGGGGCUGGUGUGGGCGAGUCGGACUGUGGGGGGCCUCCCCUGCCACGGGCCCAACGGCACCAACGGCAAGCCCGUCCUCUGGCCAGCGCUGAGUUUCCGGACACUGGUAGGACAGGCUUCAGUGGGGCCCGUUUCAGUGGUGGAGUUCUUCUCUGACAGACAGCUGGAGUUUCACCCCCGAGAUGUCAUACACCAGCCAUAUCAGGAUGAAGCCGACAUUCUGAGUCCUUUGCUGAGGGACAAUCCCUCUCUCCAGGAGGAGGUUAAAGCCUGGCUCAAACAACAGAAGGUCCAGGAGAUUUUCAUGCAAGGGAAGUACUCACUGAACGGACUGCGAGUGAAAGUGUACAGGCAGGAUUCAGCCACACAGUGGUUCACUGGCAUCAUCACCCAGCAUGACCAACACAGCAGUACAAUGAUCGUCAUGAAUGACCAGGUGCUUGAGCCACAGAAUGUGGACCCGUCGCUGGUGCAAGUGAUGUUCAUAGAUGACGUAGUGCACUCUUUACUGGCCGGUGAGAAUGUCACGGCCAGACGCCGAUCCCGCUCCAACAAGACAAACCCCCCCACACACGGUCACUUGCGAGGUCAGUCGGGCAGCCCGGGCCCCAUGGUGAGCCGGCCAUCGCUAAGCUCCUGCCCCCCUGUGCGCCUGACCUCGGAACGCAGCGCGCCGCUCGAGGAGUAUGGUGGCGAGGAAGAGGAGGAUGAGAGGAUGAAGGAUGGCCGCAGAGGGUCUCCUGACAUCGGGAGGCAUGAACCUUCCAAAAGCAAAUGCAAGCCUGGUGUGAGCAAGAGGAGGAAAGGUGUAAAGGAGGAAGAGGAGGAGGACGGGGAGAGGAAGGAGGGGACUAAGCGUCACCGAGGACUCAGCGGCUCGGACCCCUACGAGAGUAACAACACGGGCGUCUGCCCGCGCCUCCCAGACUCCUCUCCUCCGUUUGACAAAACGCACAAGAGCCACUACGCAUCAAAGCCGCCGGCCAAGCGGGAGAAAUCCCAGAGUCCCGUCGGGCCGGAGGGGUGGACGCAGAAGAAGCACCCCGCCCCGUGGGCUGCCGACGAGGAGGCCGCGAGCCAGUCGGCUAACGGCAAACGGCAGGAGACGGAGAAGCCCCGCCCCCUGCUGAGCCAGCCGGCCAAUCCCAGCGCUCGCUGUAAUGGGGUCGUCAUGGAGACCGGAGCCGCAUUGGAGGAGAGGAGAAGGGAGGGAGUGGAGGGAGGGGCCGAGGAGGCGGAAACCCGACACGACGGUGUGUCUCACUCCGAGGACUCUGAGGCCGUCUCUGCUCUGCUAGCCUAUCAGGAGAGCGAGCGGAUGGUUUCCAUGGAGACGUCAGCCUGCGUCGUGUUCAACGCGCUGCCGGGGGAGUGCGAGCUACCUGACAGUGAACUGCCCUCUGACCCAGAGGUCAAGAGUUCAGACUACGGCACGGCAGAGGCCCCGGCCCCCGGCAGCGAAUCAGAGGCUGGCACCGGGCACCAGGAUGAGCUGGCCACUCGGCACCCCUCACCCCCCGGGCAGGGCGUCGCCCCCGACAACGCUGGAGGGUCAGACAAGCCCAGGUCCCCCAGUGACUCUAGAGCCACUAUCAAAGGCGAGCAGGGGCCGGAUGCGACCCCCAGGCCCAAGAGCAGCCCGCGUCCCAGCAGCCCUCCUGAGGACCUCAGGCCCAGACAGCACGCUGCCACGGACAAGAGCAGACCCAAACCCAGCACGUCCCCUGAGUCGGGCCGGCACCGGAACAAGCGUCCAGGCAGCUCGCCCAACGGUGCAGAGCAUGGGCUGCCGCACUCUGGGUUUAAACCACAGUGUGGCCCUGGGAACCCUACACCGGUCCCCAACCAAACCCCAACCACCUUCUCCAACAAAAGCCCCAUGGCAUCUGCCACCCUCACCAAAACCCAUAUGCCUGUCCCAAUACACACAACAGCAGCCAGCACCAAGCUGCACGCCCACACCCAUACCCACACCCACACAGCUGUCACCCCUACAAAGGCACCAGCUGCAGCUUCCUCCACCAAAAACUCCACCCACGCCGCCAAUCGCAGCACAGUGAGCUCCACCCCUGUAAAGCCCCACGUCUCCCCCAUCACCCCAACCAAAACGCACAGCAACCAGAGCCGCACAUCUGUGCUCAACCCAUCCCCACACAAGAGCCUGGCCAAAGCCUCCAACCACACCACCAACAACACUACUCCAACCAAGAGUCCACUGAUCGUGGACCGCAACGAGCCUUUCACGGUGUACCGCGACCCGGCGCUGGUCGGGGAGGACCCGGACGCCCGCAGCCCCAGGGGAACGUGGCCUACAUCCACCCGUCCCCCCACGCUGGCCACGGCAAACACGCCGCGUCACUGCCGCCCACUCGGCCCGCUCUUCACACCACGCAGCAAGCGUCCGGCAACCCCUCGCUGGACGCCAUCGCCCUCCCCGCAGCCGCCCGGCAGCGCCUCUCUGGCUGGGCACGGUCCGCCCUCCCCUCGCGCCCCUGAGCCGCACCACCUGCUGCCCUCGCUCCUGCCCGCACUGUCCCCGUCCGCUGCCCUGCUCGCCGGACACGGUCCCCUGGGCGCCCUGGGGCUCGGCCCGCACCCACUCGCCCUGCCUCCGAGUGCUGCGCUGCUGGGCCAGACCCCUCUGGGCCUCUACCCCCUCCUGUGGCCACCCUACCCCAAUGGAACACACCCGUACACGGCCCUGGGUCUCAGCGCAGGCAUGACCGAGGGCAGCCUAAAGAGGAAUACCCCCAGCCCUUGGCUGCCCCAGGCCUCCCUGGUGGAGAGCCAGGGCCUGAGGACCCCGGUGCCUGUGAGGCCGGCCAGCGCUGACCCCCACCACUCGGUCAAGAACCACAACCCCCACGCCAGCCCGUCCGUCUCCAAAACCACAGAAGAGGAGAGGAAGACAUUGACAGCGGAUGCCUUACGAGGUGGGGUCAACGCGCAGAUCAAAGCUGACCCGGAUCGCGGCCGAAACAUGGUGGCGAAGAACGGCCAGAUGCACGCGGUCUCGCACGCGCACACACACCGGCCCUUCCUGUCCGACUCACUGCCGUGCCGACCCAAACCGUCACGGGCGGCAGCCUUCGAGCCAGCCGCCGAGCGCUGCACCAGCCGCUACCAGGAGGAGAGCCGGCGCAUCCUGCAGGAGAGCAUCGAGGUGGCCCCCUUCACCGCCAAACUCCAGCCCCCUCCGGGCCAGGAGAGGGAGCCGUUCCCGAGCGCCUCCCAGGGCGUGAAAGGAUGAAAAGAGGAUAGAGGAGAGAGAGAGAGGGAGAGAGAGAGGGAGCUGCACGCGCUCCGAGCCCCUCAGGCUCAGCCGCCGGCGCCGAGCAACUACUACUCGUCCUUGUGCAGCAGCGUGGCUAACGAGCCCCCCAGACGCCCGGCGCACGCCGCCGAGCUCUCCGCUCUCUACGAGCGGCCGGGCAGCAGCCGCAGCGUGAGCCUUAGCAUUAGCGGUAGCACCUUUAGCAUCUCCAGCCACCACUCGCCGCUCAAGGCUCCCCACAGCAAGCCCCCUCCUCUGGUGAAGCGCCACCCCGAGAAAGAGGAGGGACUCCUGGGGAAGAUGAGCGAGCGCCUGGUGCAUCAGGCCUCCUCCCUGGAGCAGCACUCCCAGAGGCUCGCGGAGCGAGGCGGCGCGUUACCGGCGGGCGUCUCCAUCUCGUCCUCCUCGGCGUCCUUUUCCGCGUCCUCGUCGCUCCGGUCCAUGCCGUCGCUCCACCGAGCGCCCAUCUUCCACCCGCCGGCUCCUCCCAUGCCGGCCAGGAAGGAGGCGGGGCAAGGACGGCUGACCCCUCCCACUCUCACGCCCGUGCAGCCCGUGUGCCUGCUUCCGGAACAGCAGCGGCCGCCCACCCUGCAGCCCGAGCUGAAACGGCAGGCCAGCGCAGCAGCCGGGAAACGAGCCUCAGACAUGGCAGCCAAGACUGCACACCAGACGUACCACCAGCACCAACACCACCAACACCAACACCACCAACACCAACACCAACACCACCAACACCACCAACACCAACACCACCACCACGUCCCUGAGGUGUGGAGAGGCCCACAACACCUGGACAAACCGGCCAACGGACACGGAGCUGCCAAGCAGCCGUCCGCCACAGCCUCUGUCAUUGUGCGGCCAUCUUCGGCGAAGGACUCGAGGACGAAUGACCGCCUGAUUUCGGCCCUGAAGCAGCCUGAGCGCACCAGAGCGUCCGGCGAGCACAAGGAGGUGGGCCGCGUGGGUCAGACUAAUGCACCGUCCAAGGAAGGGUGUGCGCAGUACAAGAGAGGCAUCCUGUGGACUCCUCUGGACAGCGUCCACUGCCCCCACACCACCCCGGCGAAAACAGACCACACCAUGUCUGCUGUUGCCAUAGAAACUGGUAGCAAGUCUUACGUCGUGUCCACUGCUGUUUCCAUGGCAACUGGUCAGCCUCCGAGAGACCGCACACCUGUGCCUUGGAGACCGGGACUGGCGGCUGAAGAAGACAGCCGAGGGACCUGCAGGGCUCAUGCUGACAUCACUUCCUCUUCCCCCAUUUCUACUUCCUGUGCGGCCACGCCCUGCCGCUCCAGCGGAGACUUCAUGCACCUGAAGAAGCAAAGGGCCGCCCUGGCUGCCGCCCAGUCCAGGAACAGCGCCCAUGUGGCGGCCCACGCCUCCCACUCGCACGCCGCCUCACAGGCCACAAGCACCGGGCCCCACAAUGCCUCCAGCACCCACCCUCCAGAGAAGGACCCUGCCCUCGGAGCCAGCCCACCCAAGCGCCCCAGGCCAGCGGGCACCAUGCCAGAGGGGGCCUCCCAGAACAGCAGUAGCAGCCCGAGCAACCUCAGCAACGGGCAACCUCCCCCUCAGGCCACCAGCAGCCAGGCGGGCAACCCUGUCCAGAACAACUACCACAAGCUGAAAAAGGCCUGGCUCACCCGCCACCAGAGGAGGACAGCAAAGGCACUGGCGCCCCUGACGCAGCAGGGGGCACCGACGGGGACACGGCUAGCCCUGCCUCCAACUCCACCCAGCCAAUCAGGGGUCAGGACGACAGGAAGUCCUCCAGCGAAGACAGGAAGCCAGGCCCAGACGAGAGGAAGUCCAUGCCGGAGGAGCGAAAAGCCACCCAGGAGGACAGGAAACCACCUCAGGAGGACAGGAAGUCGAGCAUGGACGAGCCAAAGGCCGGCGCUGAGGAGCUGCAAGAACGCUGGUGGUGAGAAGAAGGGGGAGAAGCGCGUGUUCGAGUCCAGCACGGAGAGCGACAGUGAGGAGGAUUCGGGCGACUCGGGCGACAACAAGGGAGGAGACUCCAGGAUGAAGCGACAGCCCAAGCCCACCUUCAAGAAGAAGCUGAACGAACAACAGAAGAAGAAAGGGGACAGUGAGAAGGAGGAGGACGAGGUCAAACCCAACGGAACCUUCCGGAGUGCCAAAGAGAAGACCAGACUUAGGAUGUCCAGCAGCAAUGGCAUCCCUCGCUCGGUGCUGAAGGACUGGCGUAAGGUGCGUAAGCUGAAACAGAGUGGCGAGGCCUUCCUGCAGGACGACGCCUGCGCCGAGAUCGGCCCCAACGUGCAGAAGUGCCGCGAGUGCCGAGUGGACCGUAGCCGCAAGUCGGAGGAGCCCAACACCUCGCCCGUCUUCUGUCGCUUCUACUACUUCAGACGGCUGUCUUACAGUAAGAACGGAGUGGUGCGGGUGGACGGCUUCUCCGUCCCAGAGCUGUCGGACGAAGACGCCGUGAGGGUCUGGACCACGGGUGUUAAAAAUGGCAAUGAGGAGGAGGAGGAGGAGGAGGAGGUGGUGGAGGAGGAAGAGGAGGUCCAAAUGGACCUGGAGACGGCUAAGCACAUCCUCAGCCACAUCGGAGACAAGUUCUGCCAGCUGGUCAAGACUGAGAACACAGCCGUCACAUGGAUCAAAAAAGACACUCAGAUGGUGUGGAAGCGUGCGGUGCGUGGGGUGCGGGAGAUGUGUGACGCGUGUGAGGCCACUCUCUUCAGCAUGCACUGGGCCUGCCACAAGUGUGGCUUUGUGGUCUGCAUGGACUGCUACAAGGCCAGAGAGCGCAAGAGCGCCAGAGAUAAGGAGCUGUACGCAUGGUUCAGGUGUGUGAAGAACCAGCCUCACGACUUGAAGAAUUUAAUGCCCACUCAGAUAGUACCAUCAGAAAUCCUGGCGGAGCUGUUCACCUCCAUGCACUGCACGAGGGAGAAGUGGGCCAUCGCGGCCGGCUGUGCUUGCCCCGAGACACACAACACCCAGAACUCCAAGCGGGCCCCCACCAACGGCGUCUCUUCGGUGCUGACCAGCGGCGCUCUGAAGGCCAAGAGCAAGCAGCCGGCCUGCAAGGUGGAGGUCCAGAACAAGAAGCCCAGCGGACGCAGAGGGCGAGCCAGCGGCGUGUCUUGGCCCGGGGACAAUGGCUGGGCGAUCGGCAAGCUCACUCCCCCCGAGUCCCAGUCGCCGCUCCACUUCCUGGCUGACCUGGCCGAACAGAAGGCCCGUGAGGAGAAGAAAGGAGGGAGGGCACUGAAGCCAGAGUCGGGCGAGCUGGUGGAGUCUCUGAAUGGGAAGUGCACAGACCAGGGCUCGACCCUCCGCGACCUCCUGACCUCCACCGCCGGCAAGCUGCGUCUGGGCUCCACGGAUGCUGGCAUCGCCUUCGCACCUGUUUACAACAACUCUGAGCAGAUGACCAGGCCGGUGCACAGCAUGCCCAACCUCCUGGAUGACAUCAUCGCCUCGGUCGUGGAGAACAAGAUCCCGGCCUCCAAGAUGGCCAAGCUGGGCCUCAAACAGGAAGUGAUGCAAGAUGACGAGGGGAAGGCCAAGGCGCAGCCAAUCAAGACAGAGGACGAGGAGAAGCCGGUGGUGGAGCAGGACACAGCGCCGCCACACGAUUGGCUGGGAGGAGAUGGAGACCACCAACUGCUCUGGCUGAAAGACCCCAGUCACCACGGCAACUACAGGCUGUUCAGGGAAUGCUGGAGACAAGAGAAGCCUGUGAUGGUAUCAGGUCUCCAUAAGCUGUUGACCCCUAGCCUGUGGAAGCCUGAGGCCUUUAGCAGGGAGUCCUCCGGUCACCAUGGCGACCUGCUAAACUGCAGGGAUGGCAGCGUGGCCAGUGGGCGGGUCAAAGAAUUCUGGGAAGGGUUUGAGGACAUGAGCAGGCGGCCUAAAACUGCAGAUGGGGAGACGGCAGUGCAUAGGCUCAAAGACUGGCCAUCAGGCGAGGACUUGAUAACUGCCAUGCCUUCCAGAUAUGACGACGUGAUGAGAAACCUGCCGGUCCCCCAGUACUGUGACCCCGAGGGCUCGCUCAACCUGGCCUCCCGCCUGCCCACCUUCUUUGUGCGGCCCGACCUCGGGCCCAGACUCAGCUGCGCAUAUGGAGCCUUCACAACGCCAGAGCAGAGCUUUGGCACGGUGAACCUGCACGCCGAGGUGUCGGACACGGUCAGCGUGCUGGUGUACGUGGGCCCGGCGCGGGGCAGCGGCGCUCCGUCUAAAACAGCUGUGCAGAAGCGUUUGGAGCGUGAGGAUCUGGAGGAGAGCGUGCGGAGGAGGCUGCGGGACCCCACAGAGAUGCCGGGAGCGCUGUGGCACAUCUACAUGAGCAGAGACCUCCACAGGGUGCAGGAGUUCCUACGCAAGGUGUGGCGCGAGGGUGGCGGGCAGAAGGGCUCGGUGGGCACUGGGAGAGAUGCGGAGGGCGAGUCGGACGGCGAGGUGGAGCCCCUGCGCGAGGGCAGCUGCUACCUGAGUCCGGCGCUGCGCCAGCGUCUGCAGCAGGAGCAGGGCGUCCGCUGCCGCACCAUCCUCCAGUUCCACGGCGACGCUGUCAUCCUGCCUGCCGGGGCCAUGCACCAGGUGCUGAAUCUCCACAGCUGUGUCCAGGUGUCGACGGACUUCGUCUCUGCCGAGCACGCUCACAACUCCUAUUACCUGACCCAGGAGCUGCGCACCUCUAAAGACCUGAUGAACUUUGAAGACAAACUACAGGUAGGCCUUACACUGGACUGUACCACAGCAGACCUGUCAUGGAAACGUCGCCAUAGGUGUCUGGUUUGGAAGACGUGGAAUUGAUUGAUUGAAAAUCUUUAUUGACACAAUGUAUUUUGUACAAAGGAUGAUUCUUAUAUAAAUAAAUGAAAUUACUUUGUACAAUUAUCAGUCAAAAGGGUAAACUCAAUAAAGCCACAGGGCUUAUUUCCAUUGUGGUCCUUAAAAUGUGUGCAUUUGGUGGUGUGUGUCAGUGUUUGCAGGUGUAGGCAUAUGGUGAAGGCGUAUGUCUUAAAGUGAAUGUAAUUAUGUUGGUGGUGUGUGGAGGAAUAAAACAAAAAUAAAACAAGGCAACAAGGAAGGCUUUUACACUGAGGCACAAUCCAUUUUCAUACUCAUUUUAUAGUUGGCAAAGUAGUUGUUGGCAAAUUGGCAAAGGAGUUGUUUUUUUUAGACGAAUUCUGAAUGAGUGAGGGGAGGACUUGUUGUCUUAUUGACACUUUAAAGAUUAUAUAUAAUAAUCUGUUAUUUGCUUAUGAUAACUGUAUAUCUGUGACUGCACUGUAAACUGGUGGCUUUGGCUUGUGGCUAGUGUUUGUUUUUGACUCUGCACUGCAUAUACUGAAAUUCAUUUCACGGUCAUCCUAGCUGCACAUUAGUAUGCCUAGCAUGGUACAUGGCCCACAUUAAUUCAGCCCUGUGUUUGUGUGUGUGUGUGUGUGUGUGUGUGUGUGGAUGAGAUUGUGUGUGUCGGUGUCCACACACACUAAUAUUUACUGCUGCAGAGCAUAGCACAGACAUCUCUGUCCCUGAACUUGUGUGUGUCUGUUCCAUGUAUUCCAGAGUAGUGAAAA
Molecule: messenger RNA, 9362 nt
Organism: Alosa alosa (allis shad)
Lineage: Eukaryota; Metazoa; Chordata; Actinopteri; Clupeiformes; Clupeidae
Product: probable JmjC domain-containing histone demethylation protein 2C
Biological process (GO): regulation of transcription by RNA polymerase II
Cellular component (GO): histone deacetylase complex; chromatin
Molecular function (GO): chromatin DNA binding; histone H3K9 demethylase activity; transcription coregulator activity
Source: RefSeq, a predicted model, not a curated record